Bactrocera neohumeralis is the source of this 2679-nucleotide messenger RNA. Its product is annotated as zinc finger protein ZFP2-like. Gene Ontology annotation, cellular component: nucleus. Lineage: Eukaryota; Metazoa; Arthropoda; Insecta; Diptera; Tephritidae. Gene Ontology annotation, biological process: regulation of transcription by RNA polymerase II. The transcript is spliced from 3 exons. The record is from RefSeq and is a predicted model, not a curated record. The coding region runs from base 254 to 1912 and encodes 552 amino acids. Gene Ontology annotation, molecular function: RNA polymerase II cis-regulatory region sequence-specific DNA binding; zinc ion binding; DNA-binding transcription factor activity.
UCACAAUAGUUAUGGAAUUUAUUGCAAAUUGUUUUAUUUUUUAUUAUUGUAUUUUAUAUUUUGGCGUCCUUCAAUUUUCUAUUUCGUUUAAAUUCUACACCGUACACGUAUCAGCUGUUUUCACUACUACGCCAUUAUUCACUAAAAACACCGCCGUUAUUCAAUAGAGUUGGAAAUUUUUCCUUUGUACACUAUACGUAAAUAUAACAUAGCAGCUCAUAAGUCCAUAAAGAAUUAUUUAAAACGCCUUGGAAUGAAUUCUGAAGAGAAUAUGGCAUCCGGAAGUAGUACUGAGGGAGAGGUAUGUUGUAGAGUUUGCCUGCAACUUGAGGAGUUAAUGAUCCAUAUUUACGACGGUGGUGUUAUUGAAGACUUUCAAACAGACCUAAUCACAUUACUGGAACGCUGUGGAGGAAUCAAAGUAGAACAAUCAGACAGUCUUCCAAAAUUUCUAUGCAAGGAAUGUACGACUGAAUUAUUGGUGGCUGCGAAGUUUCGUGAGAAAUGCGAACGGACACAACAAUUACUAAAAGCUGCUCCUCAAAAGAAAUCAGAAUACGUAGAAAGUGAAGAACCUUCCACUGAUACUGAAGCUACAUAUGAUUCACAGUUUCUAAGCGAUCGUAAUAUCAUAGAAAUUCAUCCAGAUAGUUUUGUGGAAACAAAUUUAAAUGAAGAAAACAUUGAUGUGAAGUGUACAGCAAACACACAGCUUGAUAGUGCAAUUACGCUCGAAAGCGGGGAACCCAUUGAUCUUAAUUUAAACGGUAUUGAUAUAAUAGAAGAAACCAAUGAAGAAUGGCAAGUAAUGGAAUAUUUUGAAAAUAAUAGCUGUGAAGGAAAACAAAAACAAGAAAUUGAUUCGCCUAAUAGUAUAUACCUGAUGAAUGAUAUCAAUAGCACAGCAAAUGUUGCCUCACAAAUAAAUGCUGAAAAAAAAUUCACAUGCGAUUCCUGUGGAGCAGUUUUCCUACAGGCAGCUAAUCUUCAGAGGCAUUUGGAAAAAGUGCACUUCCUACUACAACCAUAUCGCUGUCCCAAUUGUAGUCACACUUUUACUAUAGAGCAAACUUAUAUAAAUCAUAGUAUUAGUUGUAUAAAAUCCAAUGAUCAAACUGCUCCAGCAAUUAACAUUAAUAUCCCAAUUAAAACAUUUCCAACGUCAUCCCAACGAGAAUGUGUAUACUGUGGCAAACAAAUGCAGUCCAACUUCGCUCUCAAUAUGCACCUACGUACACAUACCGGGGAACGUCCUUACAAAUGUGACCACUGUCCGAAGGCUUUCAAAACUCAAUCAGCUUAUACAAUGCACAUGAAACGUCACGCUCGAAAGCCUGACUAUUCAUGUUCAUUGUGCCAUAAGACUUUCUAUGAGACCAGCAAUUUGACGGUGCACAUGCGUACGCACACUGGAGAAAAACCACAUUCUUGCACUUUUUGUCAAAAACGGUUUUCACGAGUUUUCCUUUUACAACUACAUAUGCGCACUCAUACCGGUGAAAAACCAUAUCAAUGCAAGAUUUGUAACCGUAGUUUCGCGCAGCUAUGUGAUUUAAAGAAUCACGAGCGUAUACAUACUGGCGAAAGAAAUUAUAAAUGUACUACAUGUGGAAAGACAUUUAUAAAAAAGUACUCACUCAGGGCGCAUAUGGAUCGGCAUGCCAUCCUACAGAGUGAAGAGGGAACUGUGUCCGAUGAAAAAAAUAUCGAAGUAGAAAAUGCCAAAAAUACCCAAGCCGAAGAUGAAUCCGUAAAAUAUAUGCUUGACAAUAGCAUGCUGCAAGGUGAUAGUUACUUUCUAUCGAAAGUUCCUGAAGAUAGUUUUUGUAGCCUAUCUUAUGAAGAGGUACCUCAACUGAAUGAACCCAAUACAGACCUUGUUUGGAGUGAUUUUAUAGUUGAGCAUAUAUGAAAUAUAUGCUUAUAUCUAUGUAUAUUUAUACUACUUAGAGAAAUAUACGAAAUACAGAUAUACAUAUAUAUUCCAACAUAUAUACAUACAAAUUGGUUUUUAUUUUACCAAGGAUAAUGACAAAAAACAGUAUGACCUCGAUGACAAUUUAUCUAAUCCUUAACGGUGAUUAAGCACCCGUUAUAACAACAACAAGUGUCGCAGUCUAUUCCCACUACACUGAUUGCGAUUCCGAAAUAUUUCCGACCAAAAUCUAUCGGCAAUAUUACAAAAAAUUAUGUGAGGAAUAGUUUUGACCGAUCAAUUAAAAAUAAGUAAAUUUUUUUUAGAGAACCUGCAACAUAAAUUUAUUGUUGAAUACUUUCGUUAAAUUUGUUUAUACAAUAACAUAUGCCGUUUUAUACAGUGGAUUAUUUAAUACAUACAAUAAAUCUUAAAACACAGUUAAAUGUACAAAAUAAUAAUGGACACUCCUUUAUACAUUAACAAUAAAUAAUUUACAAAAAGGAAACACACAUUUGUUUUUAUGAUAUCAUAUUGUUCGUGCCUCAAGUGGAUUCAAAUCGAAUUUCAAAGUAAUAGUAAGUAAAUUGAAAUACAUACACAUUUUUUAUAUGUAUGUAUAUAUAGGUGUUAUUUGAUGCUGAUAUUUAUGUACAAGUCGCCCACAUAAAACUAUUGGAAUUCGUUUGAAUCGGACUUGAACAGCCGACUAAGGUAAGCUUAGCUUAAUUAAAUUAGCAAAUGUUAAACUUAAAACAACAACA